Messenger RNA from Drosophila takahashii, 3205 nucleotides. It is a transcript of the gene Gnf1, whose product is annotated as germ line transcription factor 1. The record is from RefSeq and is a predicted model, not a curated record. NCBI's taxonomy places the organism in Eukaryota, Metazoa, Arthropoda, Insecta, Diptera, Drosophilidae. Gene Ontology annotation, biological process: DNA repair; DNA replication. Gene Ontology annotation, molecular function: ATP binding; DNA clamp loader activity; DNA binding. Gene Ontology annotation, cellular component: nucleus; DNA replication factor C complex.
CAGGGAUUUUCCGGUAUUUAUAUACUACCAAAAAUUGUCCGAAAUUCCAAAAUUCGCAACCCAACUUAAAUAACAGCAAAGUAGCCGUAAUGCAACGCGGCAUCGACUCCUUCUUCAAGCGGCUGCCCGCGAAGCCGAAACAGGCGGAGGAGGAAAACGGGGAGACGCCGUCGAAGGCGCCAAAACGGCGGAAGGCCCUGAUUAUUUCCAGCGACGAGGAGGAGGUGGCCGCCAGCCCGCCGGAGCCCAAGAAGCGCAAGGCUUCGAAGGCGGCCUCCAGCGAGGAGGAGGUGUCGGCCACGCCGGAACCGGAUGCCAAGAAGGCCAGGAAUGGCCAGAAGCCGUCGCUCUCCAAGCUGAAGAGGCACGUGGAUCCUUCCGAGCUCUUCGGUGGCGAAACCAAGCGGGUGGUGGUGCCCAAGCCGAAGACCAAGGCGGUUCUCGAGUUCGAAAAUGAGGACAUAGACCGGAGUUUAAUGGAGGUCGACCUGGAGGAGAGUGUUAGGGUUGCAUCACCUCCCCGCAGACCUCCAUCCCCCAAAAGAGCCAAGAAGAGCAGUCCGGAAGCGGCCAAGCCCAAGGCCACCAAGUCCAAGGCCUCCACUCCGCGUGCGAAGAAGGAGAAGCCUCCCGCUGACCUGGAGUCCAGUGUCCUUACCGACGAGGAGCGACACGAGCGGAAACGCAUGACCGCCGUGCUGUACCAGAAGUACAAGAAUCGCAGCAGCUGCCUGAAUCCCGGCAGCAAGGAAAUUCCCAAGGGCUCCCCGGAUUGCCUGAGUGGACUGACCUUCGUGGUCACCGGCGUCCUGGAGUCCAUGGAGCGCGAGGAGGCGGAGGCCGUGAUCAAGGAGUACGGCGGAAAGGUGAUGACCGUGGUGGGAAAGAAGCUCAAGUAUCUUGUCGUGGGCGAAGAGGCGGGACCCAAGAAGCUGGCAGUGGCCGAGGAGCUCAACAUUCCCAUUCUCAGCGAGGAUGGCCUCUUCGACCUGAUCAGGGAGAAAUCCGGGCUGUCUAAACCGGUGAAGGAGGAGAAAAAGAGUCCCAAGGAGGAGCAUAGCUCCAAGGAACGGGAGAAAAAGGAGGCCAAGGCUUCCAGCAAGUCCAAAGUGAAGGAGGAAAAGGAGGACACUAAGCCGAAGAGUAGUGAGCGUAAAGUCAAGGAGGAACCCUCUUCCUCAAAGGUAAAGAAGGAAAAACACGAUGAUGAGCCAGCUGCUACCCUGAAAGUAAAGAAGGAAAAACAGGAGGAUGUGCCUGCUGUUAGCCUGAAAUUAAAGAAGGAAAAACAGGAGGAUGUGCCUGCUGUUACCCUGAAAGUUAAGCAGGAGCCCAGCUCCCAGGAACAAAAGGUUUCGGUGGCCAGGUCUGCCGAACCGAAGACCCAGGAUUUGAUCGGCAUGGCGUGGGUCGACAAACACAAGCCCACGAAUAUCAAAGAGAUCGUAGGCCAGGCAGGAGCCGCUAGCAACGUGACCAAGCUAAUGAACUGGUUGUCCAAGUGGUAUGUAAACCAUGAUGGAAACAAGAAGCCCCAACGGCCCAAUCCUUGGGCCAAAAACGACGACGGCAGCUUCUACAAGGCGGCCCUGCUAUCGGGACCGCCUGGGAUCGGAAAGACCACUACGGCGACUCUGGUGGUGAAAGAGCUGGGCUUCGAUGCGGUGGAGUUCAACGCCUCGGACACGCGGAGCAAACGCCUGCUCAAAGAGGAAGUGUCCACGCUGCUGAGCAACAAAUCCCUCUCCGGCUACUUUAACGGCCAAGGGCAGGCGGUCUCCCGCAAGCACGUGCUCAUCAUGGACGAGGUGGAUGGCAUGGCCGGAAACGAGGAUCGCGGUGGAAUGCAGGAGCUGAUCGCCUUGAUCAAGGACAGCUCCAUUCCGAUCAUUUGCAUGUGUAAUGAUCGCAACCAUCCGAAGAUCCGAUCGCUGGUCAACUACUGCUACGAUCUGCGCUUCCAGAGGCCGCGCCUCGAGCAGAUCAAGGGUAAAAUCAUGAGCAUCUGCUUCAAGGAGAAGGUAAAGAUUUCGCCAGCAAAGGUGGAGGAAAUCAUAGCAGCUACCAACAAUGACAUCCGGCAAUCGAUCAACCACAUUGCCCUCCUAAGCGCCAAGGAGGACUCCUCUGCUAAAUCAGGACAACAGGUGGCCACCAAGGAUCUUAAGCUGGGACCCUGGGAAGUGGUGCGGAAAGUCUUUACGGCCGAUGAGCACAAGCACAUGUCCAUUGCCGACAAGAGCGACCUCUUUUUCCACGACUACAGCCUGGCGCCGCUCUUUGUGCAGCAAAACUACCUCCAGGUCCUGCCACAGGGAAACAAGAAGGACAUUCUGGCCAAGGUGGCAGCAACGGCCGAUGCCCUAAGCUUGGGCGACCUCGUCGAUAAGCGCAUUCGCGCGAACUCGGCUUGGAGUCUGCUGCCCACUCAAGCCUUUUUCAGCUCGGUGCUGCCGGGCGAGCACAUGUGCGGCCACUUCACUGGACAGAUCAACUUUCCCGGCUGGCUGGGCAAGAAUUCCAAGUCUGGGAAGCGGGCCAGACUUGCCCAGGAACUGCACGAUCACACCAGGGUCUGCACCUCCGCAUCCAGGCUGUCCGUGAGGCUGGACUACGCCCCCUUCCUGCUGAACAAUAUUGUCCGACCUCUGGCGAAGGACGGACAGGAGGGAGUUCCCGCCGCACUUGAGGUUAUGAAGGACUACCACCUACUCCGCGAGGAUCUGGACUCGCUGGUCGAGCUAACCUCAUGGCCGGGAAGGAAAUCACCCCUGGAUGCAGUGGAUGGGAGAGUGAAGGCCGCUCUGACCCGCUCCUACAACAAGGAGGUUCUGGCAUACUCAUAUUCCGCUCAGGCUGGCAUCAAAAAGAAGAAAGCGGAGGCGGGUGGCGGCGAUGAGGAUUACUUGGGUGCGGAUCAGGGAGAAGAGGACGGCACUGGUGGUCACGUCUCCUCGGAGGACGACGAAGACAAGGACAACCUUGAGUUGGAUGGUUUGAUCAAAGCCAAAAAGAAGCCCAGUGCUUCCAAAUCAGCUGGUGGUGCCAAAAAAGCAGCGUCUUCCGCGGCCUCAAAACCCAAGGCCAAGGCAAAGAAGUAAAGACACGAUUGCUUUAAUUCAUUACUUCAUAUUUGUUUGCCAUGAAAUCUCCCCAUUUACACAAUAUUUUUUUUAAAUUGUCUUGCCGAUGGUCCAUCAUAGCA